GGAGCAUAUAUCGAAAUCAACUCGUACUUGUCGGCUAACUGUCGUGUAAAACACUGGAAGUUAAGGAAAUUCAUCUGUACAACCCCGGCACUAUCGAAGUAGAUGUGAAACUGCGAAAAUCGUUUUAUUCGGCACUAUAUUACACAGUCGGUUUGACGGUUUUGAAAAAAAUUGUAAGAUCACUUCUAAUUGGCAUUGGAUGUUGAUUCCGUAGAAAGAAUUUAUUUCAUGUUUUCGAUAUACAAACGACGCGAUUAAAUAUAAACAAUUUGUUGAGAGUGGAAACGGGCGUUGUGCUGUAUGUAUAUUUUCCAGUUCGAAAUUGAAACCAAUCGCCCAGUGAAAUAAUUUUCGAUGUUAAACGUUAAUUUUUAUCGUUCAUAAAAGUAACACACGGUUCUUGGGUCGGUGAAAAGCGCAUUAUUUCAGUAAACCGUGGAACAGGGACUACCGUUUGCUGAACUGAAUUUUUUGUGAUUUCAAAUUUUUUUUGGAGAAAACUUUGUGUUUUUUUGUAUUAAAUUAAAGAAACUCCAGCAAUGGCCGAUAAAAAAGUUGCAGAACAAUACUAUACACGACCACCGAAACUAAGUGGUUGGGAAAGUUUUAAGCAAUUCCUUUGGAAUGGAGAGACUAGCCAAUUUAUGGGCCGAACGGCUGGUAGUUGGGCGAAAAUCCUUCUGUUUUACCUUAUUUUCUAUGCUGCGUUAGCCGGCUUCUUUGCCGGUUUAUUGACGAUAUUUUGGCAAACAUUAGACACCGACAAACCCAAGUGGCAACUAGACAAUAGUUUGAUCGGAACGAAUCCAGGAUUAGGAUUCCGACCAAUGCCUCCAGAGGCUAAACUUGGCAGUACUCUCAUUUGGUACAAAGCGUCAAGUCCAUCAAACAUGGAGUACUGGUUCAAGUCUGUUGAUACAUUUUUAGAAGAUUACAAGAAGACUAUCAAUACAGACACCCAAAUUCACUGUGAUCACAAUACACAAAAGCAAGACGGAAAAGCUUGCAUAUUUUCUGCUGAAUCACUUGGUAACUGCUCGCCGGAAAAGACGAAAGGAAAAUAUGGUUAUCCCGAACGAAGACCGUGUGUGUUCUUAAAAUUAAAUAAGAUUUAUAAUUGGAAACCGGACGUAUACAAUACUACAGAGAAUCUACCCGCGAAAAUGCCAGCUUACAUCAAACAAUCAAUUUCCGGCGAACAGCUGAAGCCAAAAGAUAAAAAUCUCGUUUGGAUUUCCUGCGAAGGUGAAAAUCCAGCCGACAUUGAGAAUCUAGGUGGCAUCAACUAUUUCCCACAACGAGGAUUCCCGGACUACUUUUUCCCAUACAAUAAUGUGCCAGGGUAUUUACCACCAUUAGUGGCUGUUCAGUUCGAUCACCCGAAAUCCGGUGUACUAAUCAACAUUGAAUGCAAAGCAUGGGCCAAGAAUAUUGCCCAUGAUCGUGCCGAGCGGAGAGGUUCCGUCCAUUUCGAAUUAAUGAUUGAUUAAGUGAUUUCGCACUUAAACAACACAUUUUUUGUUAGUCAUUCCAAAACAAAAUGCAUUAACCAAUAUUAUAUGGAAAUAUGAACGUGUAUCAUAUUUAUUAUAUACAAGAACAACAACAAGAACAAGAGAACAAACAAUUUUCAUUUACAAAUACUAACACAGCUGAUUUUUAGUUACAAAGAAAAUACAAAAAACGAUAAAAGGAAAGUAAGGACAGGUUAAAAAAGGAAAGAAAAAAAAAUUGAAAAAUCAUGAAAGUUAAAAUCGAUAAAUUGAAUAUUAUUCUUUUAAAUAAUAAUGUUCACCACACAACAACAACAACAAAAAAGUAAAUUUUAUUAAGACAAAUGAAAGAAAACAAAACUGAUCGAUUCCGUUACAAAUUGGAGGAACAAGCAGAAAAGGAAAAAAAUUUCUAAUUUUAAAAUUCGUUAUUUUUUCAAAUUUGUUUUUAAUUUGAAACGAUAAAAAAACGAUAAAAUGAUGAAAAAAAAACUUUAAGAAGAAGAAAGAAAUAUAUAAGAAGAAAAAUCUGUAUUAUUUUGUUACAGUGGUGUGUGUGCGUGAUGUUUGAAUGAAUUUAUCUGAAAAUAUAUCUGGCAAACAACAAAACACAAAAAAAAUUGUAGACAAAUUAUAUUUACAAAUUUCAAAUGAAAAAAGAAACCAAAUCCAUUCACCCAUGCUUGGACCCAUGGAUUGAAAACGACGAAAAUGAAAAUAUUUUAAAAAUAUUUUCAUUUGCCAAUUUUCAAUCAACACAAAAAACGAAAAAAAGCUUCUUCUUGUGCAAUUUACUUAAAUUAUAACAAAUUAUUUUCGUUUUCCGCUUAGUUUAUGGUAUGGAUUGCAAAAUCGAAUUGACUAAAGAAAAGACGAGAAAAUGGGCCGGUUUCGAACGGUUGAAACGGUAUAAAAUUUACGGAUAAAUUGUGAUAGAGCUGUUUAAAAAAAAUGACGAGACAUUCUUAUCUCUUAACUCAUGGCCUCAUUUCAUUCAUUAUGUUAGUUCCAAUUCUCUCUCUUUACAAUAUAGAUUCCAUUCACUGGCCCAUAUAAUAGAGUUCGUUAUAUAACGUUUCUGGUUGCAAUUUCUAUCGGAGAUGAAGUGCAAUCAAAUUGAUUUUCUUUAGGUUGCUUAAACUACCCCCGUAGACCGAUUUUUUUUAUUUGAAAAAUCCUUCGUUUCGUUACCCUUCGACGCAGUAUAGCUGAUGAAAAUUUAAUAAUAAAAA
This is a messenger RNA of Bradysia coprophila, 2725 nucleotides long. It is a transcript of the gene nrv3, whose product is annotated as sodium/potassium-transporting ATPase subunit nervana 3. NCBI's taxonomy places the organism in Eukaryota, Metazoa, Arthropoda, Insecta, Diptera, Sciaridae. The record is from RefSeq and is a predicted model, not a curated record. Gene Ontology annotation, biological process: potassium ion import across plasma membrane; intracellular potassium ion homeostasis; sodium ion export across plasma membrane. Gene Ontology annotation, molecular function: ATPase activator activity. Gene Ontology annotation, cellular component: sodium:potassium-exchanging ATPase complex.